Messenger RNA from Mycetomoellerius zeteki, 1234 nucleotides. Its product is annotated as neurexin-2-like. Bases 497 to 1234 code for a protein of 245 amino acids. Lineage: Eukaryota; Metazoa; Arthropoda; Insecta; Hymenoptera; Formicidae. The transcript is spliced from 3 exons. The record is from RefSeq and is a predicted model, not a curated record.
AUAAGCAUUUAUCGUUGUAACUUUCUCAAAAGGAGGCUUAAAAUUGAAUAACUGAGAUAAGUAGCAAUUUGGAACGAAACGUGUCCAAUCACUAUUAAAGUUCAUUAAUUUUUCGAGACGAUAUUGGAAACGACUUUCUCGCUCGACAAGUUUGUUCAGUAAGAUCUCACGAGAACUCAAGAAACAGUCAAUCGAAGGCACUUUAAGGAUAAUUUACACGGCAAAAGAGAGAAAAAGAGAGAUAUAGACGAGUACGCACGACCAACGCGUACGAUCACAAAAUCGCAUAUCACACCGAACCCACGCACGAUUCGCGCGUGCGUGCUCACGUGUUCACGGAUGCAACCGGGUGGUGCAACGUGGCCAGCAUCACGUACCCACGCUUCGAGCGCCCACGCGAGAUGCGUAUGAGCGCGUGACGUUCUUCGUCACACGAGAACGACCCGACUGAGCGAAUGAACAGAAUCUAGCGGGAGAUCCAGUCCAAGAGUGAAUCAUGCGUCCCACGCUUUUGCCGGCGCCGCUUUUACUGGCGGUGCUGCUCGCCUGCCAGGUAGCCCGUUGUUUCCUACUGGAGGGUUCCGCGACGAGCUAUGCACAAUUUCGCAAAUGGAACGCCGGCCUGAACGGCACCCUCGAGUUCGAGUUCAAGACCGAGCAGGGUAACGGGCUGCUGCUCUACACGGACGACGGCGGCACUUACGACUUCUUCGAGGUCAAACUGGUCGAGAGCGCUCUCAGACUGAGGUACAAUCUUGGCGGCGGGGCGCAGAUUGUCACGGUUGGCCACGACCUCGGCGACGGCCACUGGCACAAGGUACAGAUCACCAGGUGUAACGAGAACACUACCCUAACUGUGGACGGUAUCGGCGCGGUCUCGACGUCGCGCGGCAAGGAGUUCGAAUUCGGCAAGCUUGCCGGGAACUCGGACGUCUACGUGGGCGGUAUGCCUAGCUGGUACAACAGCAAGCUGACGCUGUUGGCGCUGCCUAGCGUCAUAUUCGAACCAAGAUUCAAUGGAUUUAUUAGGAAUCUCGUGUAUGCCGACGGGGAAAAUACUGUGCCCAGAAGGCAGGAGAUGAAGAGUCGGGAUGUCAAGUGCGGUGGCUUUCCCUGCGUCGAGAGCGCCAAUAAACGCAAGUCGCCGAGGGCUGUAGCAAAAGACAGAAUCAGAGAAGAGAUGUUAGAAGUUAUAUUUGAUGUAAAAUUACACAAUAUGAAUAUAAUCUAUUAA